AUGUCGUUGACCGCGCCGCCGCCGCCGCUGCUGCCGCUGGUGGCGUCGGCGCUGUCCCUGCUCCUCGCGCUGCCGCUGCCGUGCGCUGGCGCAGAGUCCGCCCCGCACGGCUGCAGCUCGGCGGAGUCGCCGUGCUCCACCACAAACGUGAGCGACGCUCACCACGACCACGUGCUCGCCACGGGCAUCCACGUGGUGAGCGUGGACUUCCACCACGUGCGCGUGCCCUUCGGCAUCACCCUGUGGAUCCUGCUCGCGUCGCUCGCCAAGAUCGGCUUCCACCUGUCAUCACGCCUCUCCUCACUGGUGCCCGAGAGCUGCCUGCUGAUCGUGGUGGGGCUGCUGGCCGGGGGCAUCCUCACGCUGACGGGCGCCACCUCGAGCAGUGAGCACCAGGGCUCCUCCAUGUCCUCCGAGGUGUUCUUCCUGUACCUGCUGCCGCCCAUCGUGCUGGACGCCGGCUACUUCAUGCCGGUGCGUCCCUUCCUGGACAACCUGGGCACGAUCCUGUGGUACGCGGUGCUGGGCACGCUGUGGAACGUGUUCGGCGUGGGGCUGACGCUGCACGCGGUGUGCGCGUUGGUGCCCGCGCUGGGCCUCGCGUCGCUGGGCCUGGUGCACCUGCUGCUGUUCGCGUCGCUCAUCUCGGCCGUCGACCCGGUGGCCGUGCUGGCCGUGUUCGAGGAGAUCCACGUCAACGAGCAGCUCCACAUCCUCGUGUUCGGGGAGUCGCUGCUCAACGACGCCGUCACCGUGGUGCUAUACAACCUGUUCCGAGCCUUCUCCACGAUGAAGGUCGUCACCUCCGUGGACGUGCUGCUCGGCGCCACCAAGUUUCUGGUGGUGGGUCUGGGCGGGGUGCUCAUCGGCGUGCUGCUGGGCAUGGCGGCCGCCCUGACCACGCGCUUCAGUGACCACACUCGCGUCAUCGAGCCCCUCUUCGUCUUCCUCUACAGCUACCUCGCCUACCUCAUCGCCGAGAUGUUCCAGUUGUCCGGCAUCAUGGCGAUGGUGGCGUGCGCCAUGAGCAUGAAGCAGUACGUGGAGGCGAAUGUGUCGCAGAAGUCGCACACCACCAUCAAGUACUUCAUGAAGAUGCUGAGCAGCGUGAGCGAGACGCUCAUCUUCAUAUUCCUGGGCGUGGCCACGGUGAACGGGAGCCUCGAGUUCAACUGGGCCUUCCUCUCCCUCACGCUGGUGGCCUGCCUCGUGUGGAGGGCCCUCGGCGUGGUGGUGCUCACCUUCAUCAUCAACCGCUACCGCCUGGUGUCGUUGACGGCCAAGGACCAGUUCAUCAUCGCCUACGGCGGCCUGCGUGGCGCCAUCUGCUUCUCGCUCGUUUACCUCCUGCCCGCCGACUUCCCCAAGAAGCAGCUCCUCAUCACAGCCACCAUCAUCGUCAUCCUCUUCACCGUCUUCGUUCAGGGGAUGACGAUCCGGCCGCUCGUCGACCUCCUGGAGGUGAAGAGGAAGAGCCGGAGUCCCCCAACCGUGAGCGAGGCCAUAACCGUGCAGUUCCUGGACCACCUGCUGGUCGGUAUCGAGGACGUCUGUGGACACUGUGGCCAGCACUACUGGAAGGACAAAUUUGAGAAGUUCAACAACCGAUACCUGAGGCGCUGGCUGAUCCGCGAGCGCACGCUGCGUGAGUUCAACUUCGUGGCCAUCUACCAGAAGCUGGAGGUGAAGCAGGCGCUGGAGCUGGUGGAGAGCGGCAACCUGAGCCGUGUGCCGUCCACCGCCACGUUCAUGAAUGAAGCCAUCACGGAGCCAUCUCGCCCGCCCCUCGUGGCGCUCAAGCAGGUGGUGGACGUGCGCAAGAUCCUAAACCAGCACAUGUACAGGACCCGACAGAGGCUGGCGUCGUACAGCCGCCACACGCUGCCGCUGGACCAGGAGAAGCAGGAGAAGGAGAUCCUCAUCCGCAGGAAGCAGUUCCUGGACAUGCAGCGUCAGGAUGUGAACCACUCCCUGCUGUGCGUGCCGCCCAUGCCGGGGACGCCGCCGACGAUGCGCCACCUCCCACGCCACUUAUCAGUGAGCGAGGAUGGAGAAUCCGGCGAGUGGGGCGGCCAAACCUUGCCCAAAAUCGUCGUCGACCUGGCAUCGCCGCUCUCCGGCGACGUCAACUGGGGGGUCAUGAGCCCCCCGAGCAGCCCCGAGACUGACCCGGGGACCCUCUGCCAGAGCAGAGCGCCCGGAGGUUGCCCCGAGGUCAACGGCGGCACCCACCCCGGCCCCGUGGCCCGUUCGCAGUGGCCGAGCAAGCGGCUCCGCGGCGGGACCGAGGCACGGUCGCAGAAGGGAAACCGGACGACCAACGGCGCGGACCUGCGUAUCCCCACCACGUGCGAGGUCAACAGGGGGCCCGCCGCGCCUGCUGCGGCCACUCCGGGGAGCCGCGAGGCAAGGCCCGCACUGUUGGCCACGCUGAACGCGGCGACGGGGGUGGUGGACGUGCGCACGGUCAGGCCACCGGCCUAUGCGGGCCGCUCGGUGGAUGGCCUGGGCAGCGAAGACGAAGACGACGACGUGUUUGAGGAGCGGGCGGGGGCCGCUGGAGCCGUGGGGACCGCGUGCCGGGGACGUGAGCUCGCGGAGAGGGAGGUCAUCCCUCUGCUAACCACGAGGUCCGUGUCGGACCCGGGGCCUCCGAGCGACAGUGGGGUUUGAUUGCCGCACGCCGGUAUGUCCCUCCCCGCGUCGCCGUCCGCUCCGGCGAGACCGAGGCAGAGGAGUCGUGGAUCUCCAGCGGUCAUGACGGCGAAGCGCAGCACCAGCGCGUGGUUCCUAGACGCCGGCGACGGUGGGGAGCCAACGUCAUGGUCGGAGGAACCAGCACCCCCCUCGCUCACCCUCUCUUGCACUCGGGCAGCGCGAGCAGCCGCGUGGUUUUUGCACUCCAGAGGGUCGGGGGGCGUCGUCGCCUGCAGCAGCAGCCGCGAGAGCUUCCGGCAGUGCCAGCAGCAACCCCAUUAGCCAGGUUUGCUGCCCUGUGUUUUGAAAAAAAAUAUGCACUCAGCACUUUGAGCAAUGCCAGGUCGAUGUUUUGUGUUUUUUGUUCUUUUUAACAGAUGGGAGAUGAAGCAAGGAUAUAUCUGGCUGUCUCUCGUCUUGUCCAGCAAACACAAAAUGCAUAUUCCGCAGCUUUCCCCGCUACACGCAACGUCACACCAGUGCUGUAUUUGCAAGUUAAGACAACAACGGUACACUUCGUUUGGAAGCAGGGGUAGACAUCAGUCAGGUGUUACCGCGCCCAAACUCCCAUCAUGCUAUGCAGUAGUAUUCCAUCGUUACUUGCAAGGGAUCCACUCCGGAGAUGCUCGUGAAAAGUACAUGUUGUGGAUAAUGAUAUUGGCUCUAUGAAUAUCGUACGCGCAGCAUCUGCAGAUGCUCGUAAAACUUCAAGAAGUUCUCUUUAUCUCGCUCAUCACUUUAUCUUUCGUCACUUUCUUUAUUAUAACUUUCUCAUCACUUUCCCUCUCUCGAUGCGGUAGUCACGUACGGUUCCAGAUGCAAUUCGUGUAUAGCCAAAUUCGCGGAUGGUGAACAAGAAGAAGGGUAUUACUGGAUUAAAGAAAUCCAUCCCCCAGAAUGAAAUGCGCUCGGCUGUUAACGGCACUUUGAGCGCGCGUGGGCUCGGGCCGCGUCUGAAUGAGCGCUCGUGGCCCUGCACGUGCAACUUGCUGCGCCGGACCUCUUGCACUCGGCGGGACCUCAAGGGCAUCAUGGAGAAAUUAUGACAUCUCGCCUGGAGCGUGCGACAGUGUGGUGCACUGCUCUGUCCCUUCCUCUCUCUGUCUCUCCCUCUCGCUGUUCCAGUUGCAGCAGCCACCCUUGCGUUGUGCGACGAGGGUGAAUGGUCACGCUGGCCACAUCUGGGGGUGAUGAGAAAUAAAUCUGCGAGCAAAGAAAAAACCUCAGAGUUGUGCGAAAUAUCACGCGAUUUGUCGAAACAUACUAAAUGUUUAACGGCAGACUUUGACUUUAUAACAUUUCUCUCCAGUUUUAUAGCAGUUAAGGCACUCUUACGAUAAUGUAUUCCAGCCCAGUAUAAAAAAUGACAGUUCACUGAUGAUUAAAUUAUCUUGGUAUUGUGAAGCUAAUUCCCCAGAAUGCAACCUCUAAUGUAGAGGCGUAAUGCAACGGGCGGCUGCUGGCUCCUGUUAUCAGGGUUUUCCAAGUCCAGGCGGACGACCAAGGAACAGGAAUGUGCGGCGGUGCCCCCAUCAUCAGCGGCAUCACCGUCAUCAUCACGCCCAGGCGGUGGUGGCUGCGCUGCUGCACGUGGCAGCUGUGAUCCAGCGCUGUGGAGGCAGCAGUGAGGGGUUGGUGGAUUGCCGCACAGAUGGGGUGCGAAACUCCCUUUACCCGUUGGGCUUCGAGGAGGAGCCGAACCCUGGCUCGCAGGAGAAGUCAGUGCUGCAUAGUGGAUGAGUCUCCAUCUGUUCAUUCCAUCUGUACGGGGUGGGGGGGGGGGGGGGAUAGAGUAUUGCCCCCUCGCAUGCGUGAGUUUCUCUGGGUGCUGCGGUUUCCUCCCACUUAAUAACAAUACUUUGAAUUUAUAUAGCAGUGUCAUUCAUGCCAACAGCAUUCCACAAUGCUGUACAUGAAUUAUUUAUAAGGACCAAAUGCCAUAUACGUGCUUGGCAACGCACGGCACGAAAGAAGCCCAACACACACACACGUACACACCAAGCAUUAGAACCCCUACCACUCCUACCAAGCAAAUUAAAAAAUGGAUAAACAAAUUCCGAAAUGGCACCAAAAUAAAUAAUAACAAGAAAGUUAUCAAUAAACACAUCUUAUCAUUCAUUGGCUGAAAAAUAUUAUAAUUAAACCCAAUGCAGGACCCUCCUGAAAAAUAGUCAUUCGAUUCUGAUAACUAAAUUAAUAUUUUUAUAAUUUUAAAAUAGAAUUAACUUGUGCUCCAACUGUUAACGACUCAGCACACCACGAUAGCUGAGACUGGGAAAUCACAGUGGGGGCUCGUGCAGCCCCCCCCCCCUCCACCGUGACCCACCCAGCCGCUAGUGGUCAGGGGUCUGGGCAGCAGUGACGAGCGCGGUGCAUUAGUCGGGACAAGCGCAGUGGAAUGUGCCGACUACCACAGCAGAGGUGGCCCCCAGAUGGCACCAUGGGGGGCACAGCUCCCCGUGGCCACGUCAGGCCACGCAGGUGCCUCCAAAUACAAAAAGGUGGCUCGAUAAUGAUUUUGGGUAUCGAAACUUGGGAGGCAAGAUGCGCUCUGCACCUUGGCUUCCAGCAUCUAUAUAUGUUUUAGUUUUUUACCAUAAAUUCCCUGAGAUAUUUGCAAGUGUUUGCGUGUCAUGAGUCCAUGGAGUUAAUUUAGAGCUUAAAUAUAGGGUUAGGGGAUAUAAUCGGCACAAUAUCUUUACUGUCAUGUGUCA
Molecule: messenger RNA, 5411 nt
Organism: Lethenteron reissneri (Far Eastern brook lamprey)
Lineage: Eukaryota; Metazoa; Chordata; Hyperoartia; Petromyzontiformes; Petromyzontidae
Product: sodium/hydrogen exchanger 2-like
Biological process (GO): regulation of intracellular pH; potassium ion transmembrane transport; sodium ion import across plasma membrane
Cellular component (GO): plasma membrane
Molecular function (GO): potassium:proton antiporter activity; sodium:proton antiporter activity
Source: RefSeq, a predicted model, not a curated record